AUGUCGGCACCCAUCUUUGCCCAAGAGGCUACGCAGGAGCGAGCCGAGAAUGCACGUCUAUCCUCCUUUGUCGGCGCAGUCGCUCUCGGCGAUCUGGUCAAGACUACGCUUGGUCCGAAAGGCAUGAACAAGAUCCUUCAGAGUGUCGGAUCCAACGAUAUUGUCGUCACCAACGACGGUGCCACCAUCCUGAAAUCGAUCCAUCUCGAUAAUGCUGCGGCCAAGAUUCUCGUCAACAUCUCCAAGGUACAGGAUGACGAAGUUGGUGAUGGCACCACCAGUGUUUGCGUGCUUGCUGCUGAGUUGCUCCGGGAAGCCGAAAAGUUGAUCGAGAUGCGCAUUCACCCGCAGACCAUCGUCGAAGGCUACCGCAUCGCUUCGGCCGCCGCGCUGAAAGCGCUCGAAGAUACUGCUGAGGAUCAUGGCACUGACGCAGCCACGUUCCGCGAGGAUCUGCUCAACAUUGCGCGCACCACGCUCAGCUCCAAAGUACUCUCGGCCGAUAAAGACUACUUUGCGAAUCUCGCCGUCGACGCAGUGUUGCGCCUCAAGGGGUCGACCAACUUGGAGCACAUUCAGAUCAUCAAGAAAGCCGGUGGCAAACUUACCGAUUCUUACCUCGACGAAGGCUUCAUCCUCAACAAAAAGAUCGGCACCAACUGUCCCAAGUCGCUCAGCAAUGCCAAGAUCCUUAUCGCCAACACGUCGAUGGAUACGGACAAGAUCAAGGUGUUUGGUGCACGUGUUCGCGUCGAGGGAACGGGCAAGUUGGCCGAACUGGAACGUGCCGAGAGGGAAAAGAUGAAGGCCAAGGUGGACAAGAUCAAGGCGCACGGUAUAACGUGUUUCGUCAACAGGCAGUUGAUCUACAACUACCCGGAAUCGCUCUUGGCGGAAGCAGGCAUCAUGUCGAUUGAGCAUGCGGAUUUCGAAGGUGUCGAACGGUUGGCACUGGUGACGGGUGGUGAGAUCGCCUCGACAUUUGAUCGACCGGAUCUGGUCAAGUUGGGAUCAUGUGGUAAGAUUCAGGAGGUCAUGAUUGGCGAGGACAAGUUGAUCAAGUUUAGCGGUGUGGCUGCUGGCGAAGCGUGCACGGUGGUUCUGCGAGGUGCCACCAGUCAGAUGCUCGACGAAGCCGAACGAUCUCUGCACGAUGCGCUGUCGGUGCUGUCUCAGACGGUGGGCGAAACGCGCGUACUGCUCGGUGGUGGGUGUGCCGAAAUGUCCAUGUCGAAAGUGGUCGACGAAGCCGCACGUUGCACGUCUGGCAAGAAAGCGAUUGCCACCGAGAGUUUCGCCAAAGCUCUACGACAGCUGCCGACCAUCUUGGCGGACAACGCCGGUCUGGACAGCAGCGAGCUCGUCGCCCAAUUGAGAGCUGCCCAUCAACAAGGCAACAAGACGGCUGGCUUGGACCUCGAUGUUGGCAAGGUGGCGGAUAUGAAACAAAAGGGUGUUAGGGAGAGCUACAAGUUGAAGCGCCAGGUGGUCGUCAGUGCUACCGAAGCAGCAGAGAUGAUUCUCAGGGUGGAUGAUAUUCUCAAGUGCGCUCCUAGGAGACGUGAGGCUCAUUAG
Molecule: messenger RNA, 1575 nt
Organism: Mycosarcoma maydis (corn smut)
Lineage: Eukaryota; Fungi; Basidiomycota; Ustilaginomycetes; Ustilaginales
Product: putative chaperonin containing TCP-1 complex subunit CCT2
Exons: 1
Coding region: 1-1575 (524 amino acids)
Biological process (GO): protein folding
Cellular component (GO): chaperonin-containing T-complex; cytosol
Molecular function (GO): ATP hydrolysis activity; ATP-dependent protein folding chaperone; ATP binding
Source: RefSeq, a predicted model, not a curated record